This is a messenger RNA of Rangifer tarandus platyrhynchus (Svalbard reindeer), 711 nucleotides long. NCBI's taxonomy places the organism in Eukaryota, Metazoa, Chordata, Mammalia, Artiodactyla, Cervidae. The record is from the annotation of a GenBank genome assembly.
AUGUCCAAGGGACCUCGGGCCAAGACCUUUGUCUUUCUGGACCUGGAAGCCACCGGGCUCCCCAGCGUGGACCCUGAGAUUGCUGAGCUCUCCCUGUCUGCAGUCCACCGGUCCUCCCUGGAGAACCCUGAGCACGAUGAGUCUGGGACCCCCCUCCCACCCCGGGUCAUGGACAAGCUCACACUGUGCAUGAGCCCGGAGCGCCCCUUCACUGCCAAGGCCAGUGAGAUUACUGGCCUGAGCCGCGAGGGCCUGGCCAGGUGCGGGAAGGCCGGGUUUGACAGCACCGUGGUGCGGACACUGCAGGCCUUCCUGAGCCGCCAGGAGGGCCCCGUGUGCCUGGUGGCCCACAACGGCUUCGAUUACGACUUCCCCCUGCUCUGCAUGGAGCUGCAGCGCCUGGGUGCCCAUCUGCCCCAGGACACCGUCUGCCUGGACACGCUUGCAGCACUGCGGGGCCUGGACCAUGCCCACAGCCACGGCACUCGGGCCCAGGGUGGUAAGAGCUACAGCCUGGGCAGCCUCUUCCGCCGCUACUUCCAGGCGGAGCCGAGUGCGGCCCACUCUGCUGAGGGCGAUGUGCACACCCUGCUUAUGGUCUUCCUGCACCGCGCUGCUGAGCUGCUCAGCUGGGCUGAUGAGCAGGCCCUCAGCUGGGCCCACGUGGAGCCCAUGUACAUGCCACCCGAUGGCCCGAGGCUCGAGGCCUGA